Molecule: messenger RNA, 2936 nt
Organism: Ctenopharyngodon idella (grass carp)
Lineage: Eukaryota; Metazoa; Chordata; Actinopteri; Cypriniformes; Xenocyprididae
Gene: sh3gl2a
Product: SH3 domain containing GRB2 like 2a, endophilin A1
Exons: 9
Coding region: 165-1211 (348 amino acids)
Biological process (GO): synaptic vesicle uncoating
Cellular component (GO): presynapse; glutamatergic synapse; cytoplasm
Molecular function (GO): protein binding
Source: RefSeq, a predicted model, not a curated record
UCACGUCAUCAUCAGCUGCUAUAAUCAGCCUACGCGUGUGGUGAUUCCCAGUGUACAAGGGUUUAUCUUUGAACGUCCACAUCCACGUACCUGUGAGCAUAUUUACAUCUUUGCACAUCACAACCAGGCGUUCGGGUAAAAACAGCACUAGUCCAAUCGGAAUCAUGUCUGUAGCGGGACUGAAGAAACAAUUCCACAAAGCCACUCAGAGAGUUAGUGAGAAGGUCGGAGGUGCAGAAGGAACUAAAUUAGAUGAAGACUUUAUGGAAAUGGAAAAGAAAGUUGAUACCACCACAAGGGCAGUGUUGGACAUUAUGACCAAGACAACGGAGUACCUGCAACCCAAUCCAGCAACUCGUGCCAAGAUGAGUAUGAUGAGCUCCAUGUCUAAAAUCCGUGGAGGAGAUAAAGGUCCCGGCUACACACAGACUGAAGUCAUCCUGGGAGAGUCCAUGCAAAAGUUUGGCAGGGAACUCGGGGAGGAAUCCUGCUUUGGUGUAGCUCUGAUCGAUGUUGGAGAAGCAAUGCGAGAGCUGGGUGAAGUUAAAGAUGCUCUAGACAUGGAAGUCAAGCAAAACUUUAUUGAUCCCUUGCAGAAUAUGUAUGAUAAAGACUUAAAAGAAAUCCAGCAUCACCUGAAGAAGCUGGAAGGGCGACGGUUGGACUUUGACUAUAAGAAGAAAAGGCAAGGAAAAGUCACAGAAGAUGAGAUCAAACAAGCCCUGGAGAAGUUUGAUGACUCAAAGGAGAUUGCAGAACAAAGCAUGUUUAACCUUCUGGAGAGUGAUCAGAUUGAACAAGUGAGUCAGCUUUCUGCUUUGGUCCAAGCUCAGGUGAACUACCACAGACAGGCAGCAGAGAUCCUUCAGCAGCUCUCCAGCAAGAUAGAGGACAGAAUAAGAGAGGCUUCUUGUAAGCCAAGAAGAGAGUAUGUCCCCAAACCGCGCAACUCCUUGGAUUUGAGUGAAAACCACAAUGGGAAUAUUGGGCACAGUGGCCCUUCUAGAUCACCAGCUCCAAUGGACCAGCCAUGCUGUCGGGCACUUUAUGAUUUUGACCCUGAAAAUGAGGGUGAGAUAGGCUUCAAGGAAGGUGACAUCAUCACCUUAACCAGCAAGGUUGAUGACAACUGGUAUGAAGGAACGGUCAAUGGGCAAUCUGGUUUUUUCCCUGUCAACUAUGUAGAUAUCCUGGUAGCUUUGCCCCACUAAGUCUAAUGCAUGUACCCUAAUCAUGACCUGAUUAAUCAAACCACUUCUUCUGCAAGAGGAGGAGAUAACCAAAACAAACAGCACAAAAAGCUCUGUUGUGGUAUUUACGCAUAAGAAAUAAGCAAUGAAAACAUUUCGAGUGCCCUUUCGUAAAUAUUAUUCCUGACUUGGAAUGCCACCACUUUGUUGUAUUACUUAUUUAUUUUAUCUUUCUUGAGGUUGAUCAGACCUCUGCAUUGCCUGCUGCUAUGCCUCCUGUAUGUUGAAAUGUUAUGGGUUUUUUUUUUUGGUUUUGUUUUUUUGACAUUUAUCCACACCCUUUUAAAAAAUAAAAUAUUUGCAAUAAAAUAAGAUAACACAAAUUAUUUUGGUAGCAUUAAGUAUUAAUGAAACAUUAUUUGAAGGAUAAUGGUUGAAUUGUGAAGUAUUAAACAUUUAUGUCAUUUCAUUUCUUUGAAAUUGCAAUAACUGUAACACAAAUAUACUUUAACAUCUUUCCUAUUCAUAGUGUGAAAUGUUCCACUGUUUGUUUAAUGUCCUAAAACAAAUUUUAUCCUUUAAGUGGUGGUAGAUUUGACUAUUUAAAUAGAUUCAUAUUUAACAAAAAACAAACAAACAAAAAAAAAACACAAGAGACAAAGAUCGUUACGAGAAUACUUUAUUUGUUGUGUUACAGUGUGUCAUUCAUCUGUCUUGUAACAAGCUGUAUGGUCCAUGAAUCCUGUGGGCCUUUUCAAGCUUUCCAUAUCACAUUCCAUAGAUGUUAAAAUGGUCACUAAAAGGCAACACAGAAAUUGUUUUAUGAAGUAAUGUGUGCGUGUGUACAUAUAUAUAUAUAUAUAUAUAUAUAUAUAUAUAUAUAUAUAUAUAUAUAUAUAUAUAUAUAUGACUAUAAAUAUGCCUGAGUGUGUUAUGUUUUCAGAACCCAUGAAACUGUGCAUAUCAACGUUUGUUUCAUAUAUUUUUCUUUUAAUGUUUUUAAUGGUGAAGUGUGUCAUUUCUGCGCUCGUAAUGGCAAUGAAUUGUAAAGAAAUGACAGGUACUCCCCCAUAUGCCAUUGAUCAGAAAGACACACAGUCCCGGUCUGAAUUUAAAAGUACCACAGAGCAACAGCGUUUGCACUCUUUUGGGUAAUAGAUCAACAGAUGGUUGUUGCACCUCGUCAUAUUAAACUGGAAUAAGAGAAAGUGUUUUAACAUUGCAAAAAUGACACGGAUGAUUUAAAGCAGUGUCUGAUUGUAAAUGAUGUAUAAUUUGGCCUAAAGUUUUCACAAACUGAAGAAAUAUGUGUUCUUAAAAUAUUUAAGUGUUUAGUUAAUGUAUUAUUUAUUAUUAUUAAAUCUAAGAUCCCCUUUAUAUUAAAAAAAAAAUAAUAAAAAAAACAGGCGUAGUUCGUAUUGUCAGGAAAUUCCAAUAUUUUUUCAAUUGUGUUGUUAUCCUCAAUGAGGUCUGUACAGUCAUUUUUGUGUUUUAUUUCCUAUUUGUGUAUAGUCAUGUAUCUAUAGUACCAUGUGUUACUUUUGGAUCAGCGUUGAAGCAUUUACCAUUAAAAAUGAAACAGACACUGGAUAUUUAUUAAAGUGCUAGGGGAGUGUUUAGGCGUAAAGCACUACAUAUCAACUCCUCUUUAGCAUGAAUUUUCAGUGACUCAUCUGAAUGAAUAGGCUUGUACUGAGCACGAAAAAAAAACAGUGCAACUACAAUAAAUACAACAGUUUAAGGGUG